GAGCGCAGAUUUCUGAUGGUUGCACCACGCCACCUCAUUCCCUUCGUUACGAGGCUAUGGACUCGGAAGCUAGGUGAUCGCGACGGGAAGCUUUCACUGUCAAUACGAGACGUUCCGGUUGCGGACAGAGCUUCGCUGGAAGGAUAUUGAGCCAGUCUUCAAGUUUGGUUUGGGUUUUCCGGGGCUGCUAGCAGUCGAAAAAUGCGUCUUUGGAUGUUUGACCUGCUCACUGGUGAAGUCGGAAGGCCAUGUUCAUCCCAUUGCAGAUCCGGCAAGGUCAGCCAGGUUGGCACAUCGAUCAAGCCACAACCUCAAAGUCCAACCCCACACACAAGCCCUGCGCUGAAUUGCGCAUCGUCUUCUCACCACUAUUCCGGAAUGGGCAGUGAGGGGUCGAGCAGUAAUAACUGUUCAGCAGCUUCAGUCGGUGAAGGAGUCUCGGUACCUCAGCGCGAGUCACGAGACCGGUCUGCAGAUGAGCGGGAAAACGCGGCGGCGCUGAUCCAGCGCAAUUAUCGCGGAUACAGAGAGCGACGACAGAUGAGGGGCAUAGGAUUGUCGCCGGCAACGCGGUGGAGUGAGGCCAUCAAGGAGCUGAAUUAUCGCGAGAAAACCAGGCCAACGUCGCGGCAGCAGGAUCUCGCGAGCGGAGACGAGCGUGCGCGGGCAAGGCAAAACUGGCAGCGUAUUAGUGCCAUCGCUGGCCGUGCAGGUGCGGACGACAGCGAUGACGAGACGGAGGGCGAGGAGGGCAUGUCGCCGGAGGAUGUGCAGGCGUACAGGCGGAGGAAGAGCGAGGCGAGGGCGGAACGAGAAAAGACGGCUAAACAAAUGGACUUGCAGUACUGGCUGGAACUCGUGGACGAGAAGCACAGAUACGGCUCGCACUUGCGAGCUUACCACCAAGAGUGGCUGAAGUCCGACACCCACGAGAACUUCUUCUACUGGCUUGACCACGGCUCGGGAAAGCAUCUGGAUUUGCCGCUCGUGUCGAGAGAAAAGCUUGAAUCCAACAGAGUUCGCUAUCUUUCUCGGGAAGAACGCCAGAACUACCUGGUCAAGAUUGACAAGGAAGGUCGCUUAUGCUGGGCGCGAAACGGAAUGAGGAUCACCACGUCAACGGCGUAUAAGGAUAGCGUGGAUGGCAUUGUCCCCAAAGACGACACGGAGCACAAGCCUUGGGCGCUGCCGGUAGAAGAACCGGGUUCAUUCACCAGUGACGAGUCGUCAACAAUAUCGACCGGACACCUUGAUCAUACCGAAGGCCAGCACUAUGUCAAUCACGACCUGAAGAACGCCAGGGGCAUCCGCAAGCUCAAACACGUCUCGGCCGCCACUAUUCUCAACCAGCUGUUGCAGAAAUCCGUGAAGCCGAACUCGUGGAUAUUCGUCGCCGACACGUCGUUCCGCUUGUAUGUGGGCAUCAAGCAGUCGGGAACAUUUCAGCAUAGCUCAUUCCUGCGGGGAUCGAGAAUCUCGGCUGCUGGUCUGAUCAAGAUCAAAGACGGCCAGCUGCGAAAGCUUUCGCCGCUGAGCGGGCACUACAGACCGCCCACCAGAAAUUUCCGUCAGUUUGUGCAUUCUUUGAAGGAUGCUGGGGUCGACAUGUCACACGUCUCAAUAUCUCGAUCGUACGCGAUCCUGGUAGGGCUUGAGAUGUACGUUCGCACGCGCAAGAAGAUCAAGCACGGGCUCCACCACGUAGAGAAGGAGAAGGAGAAGGUUCUACAUCCGGAGGAUGCAAAAAAGCGAGAAGAAGCACUUCAAGACAAGAGCCAAAGCGCUGCCAAAGAGAGAAAAGCGUUGAAAGAAGAGGAAGAGCAGCAGAAGGAGCAUAAGAGAAAGAACAGUUUGUCCUUCAGGAUUAUGAACAAGCUAAGGUCACGAACGUCAAGCAGUGCGAGUUUGGAGAAAGAGGUGGAAGUACCCGAAGGUUCGUCAGGAACUGAUGCUUCGGCACCACGCAGCGUGAAGCACGAGGAUCCAGAAAGUGGAAUUCCACCAGAAGGCAAGCGAUAAGGCGAGAAGCCUGCCAGCAACGAUUGAACUUGACUUACGAAUUAUGAAUUCACAUAUAUUACAUGAUGAUGUAGAUAGCGUCCGAUGUAUCAUGACGAAUAAUAUCCGUUGUUCUCGCAAGA
This is a messenger RNA of Verruconis gallopava, 2141 nucleotides long. RefSeq lists its product as uncharacterized. The record is from RefSeq and is a predicted model, not a curated record. Gene Ontology annotation, molecular function: protein binding. Bases 202 to 2019 code for a protein of 605 amino acids. NCBI's taxonomy places the organism in Eukaryota, Fungi, Ascomycota, Dothideomycetes, Venturiales, Sympoventuriaceae. The transcript has a single exon.